Messenger RNA from Syzygium oleosum, 1589 nucleotides. RefSeq names its product 1-aminocyclopropane-1-carboxylate oxidase homolog 1-like. The record is from RefSeq and is a predicted model, not a curated record. The transcript is spliced from 3 exons. NCBI's taxonomy places the organism in Eukaryota, Viridiplantae, Streptophyta, Magnoliopsida, Myrtales, Myrtaceae. The coding region runs from base 211 to 1503 and encodes 430 amino acids.
GCCGUAGCUAUCCCAAGUCUCCGCUCGCAAUCGUCCACUUGCGUGGGCUAUGGGACGAAAGCUUCUGUUGGGUUCCAGAAACCGCACCAUUCAUGCACGUCACGGGUGCAGCUAUCCCAGGUUUGAGUUGGCCUAGGUCCAAGCAACUUUGUGCAUAAAUGAAUCUCCCUUCGCAUGUACAUCUCAAAUGAAGAAAAAAAAUGAGUUGGCAUGUAUCUGUACACGCGGCAACCUGUGAAUGGCUUGUUGUGUCCGGGGAGUCUUAGCCAUUCACUUGGUCACAGCCUCACAUUGAUCAGGGCUCAAAUUCAUCCAAUCUGGAUUAGGGCUUCAAACUUUGUCACUACAAGAUCAUGCAAACUUUGCCGAGUCAUGGACAAUUCAUCACUCGCCCCGGGUUAUGAUAGAGAGAAAGAAUUGCAGGAAUUCGACGAGACCAAGGCCGGAGUCAAAGGCCUUGUGGACUCUGGCGCGACCAAGAUCCCCAGAAUCUUCAUCUUCCCACCCGAGAACUUGCACGGUUUGUCAACUGAUGCAAACAGGACGGGCAUCCAGUUGCCAAUCGUCAAUCUCGAUGGCUAUCGGGAUUCUCGGCGGGGAGAUAUCGUCGAUGGUAUUCGCGAAGCAUCAGAGACAUGGGGUUUCUUUCAGAUAAUCAAUCACGGGAUUCCGCUCGACGUGAUGGACAACAUGUUGGAGGUUGUGAAGAAAUUCCAUGAGCAACAAGUGGAAGUGAAGAGAGAGCUGUACUCUAGAGAUAGUACGAAGAGAGUGAGGUACUUUUGCAAUGGAGAUCUGUUCUUCUCAAAAGCAGCGAGUCGGAGGGACACUGUCAUAUUUGAUUUCCAGGAUGGUGACCUAGACCCAGAGGCUGUUCCUCCUAUUUGCAGAGAGGCAGUUUUCGAGUAUGAGAAACAUAUGGCGAAACUGAAGACAUCUUUAUCCGAACUAUUAUCAGAGGCACUGGGGCUCGGUUCUGAUUAUCUCAGUGGCACUGAGUGUGUGAAAUCGGAGACACUCGCAUGCCAUUACUACCCACCUUGUCCUGAACCAGAAUUGACUCUCGGCACGGUUAAUCACUCGGACCCUACGUUCCUGACUCUUCUCCUUCAAGACCACCGUGGUGGCCUCCAAGUCCUCCAUGAAAACCACUGGGUUGAUGUGGUUCCUGUGCGUGGAGCACUUGUAGCCAACAUUGGAGACUUCAUGCAGAUUGUUACCAACAACAAGUUCAAAAGUGUGGAGCACCGAGUACUUACCGGGCGGGUCGGACCCAGGGUUUCAGUCGCGUGCUUUGUCUACCCGAGCAGGAUGCAAAAGGCAAAACCAUUCGGGCCAAUAAAGGAGCUUCUCUCUGAACACAAUCCACCCUUAUACAAAGAAACCUCUCAUUUGGAAUACGUCGACUUUUACAAAUCCCAUGGCCUGAGUGGCAAUUCAACACUUCCUCAUUUCAGGAUAAGCGACUCCAACGAUAGCACGGCUGUGGAAAAUCCUGAAUGAGCGGGCCUUGACUGGUUAUAUCUUUCAUUUGAAUGCGUGGCAGGACUUUGUAGUUAUCUGUUUCGAUUUUAUGCAAUAAAAUAUUA